UCUCUCAUUCUCAUAGCAUGCACCCGCACCAACCAACGGACAGAUCCCCUCCUUUCAAUCCACACCGUCCGAUCAAACUCAAUCAACGCACCACACCCGUCCCUUCACCACAAGAGUAACUCUAGAUCAUUAUUUAUCUCUCUAUGAUAUUUUUCAUUAUUAUUUCUUAUUCAAUUUCCGUUCCCCUGAAUCAAUCUUACAUCUCCGAUCCAAAAUUCAAUCACUACUAUAAAAUGGAAGAGGAUGUUCCAGAUAGAAAGAAAUGGGAGGACAUGGACAUUGACAUACUGGUGAAGAUAUUUCAAACGUUCGACAUAUUUGAGUUGACGUCUGGCAUUGCGCGAGUCUGUAGCACAUGGCGGUAUGCUGCGUGUGACCCUUUGUUGUGGGGAACGCUUGAUCUGUCGAUGCUGAAGUCAAAUUUUAUUAAAAUCCCAUUAGAACCUUAUGUUUAUGUGGAUGAGCGGUCGGAUAAAACGCUGACAAGAGUGCUGAAGAUUUCUCUAAAUCUUAGCCGUGGAAACAUCUCGACGUUGAUUUUCCAUUUUAAUCUAUACGUCCGUGAUGAUCAGUUGACGUACAUCGCUGAAAGGUGCCCAAAGCUCAAACGACUGGUUUUGCCAGCAUGGAACCGGAUAAAGAGAACCGUUAUAUGCAAAGCCAUAAACAUGUGGCGAGAUCUUGAAUCCCUUACUAUGCCUAGCAUAGCCAAUCCUCCUUGCAUCAUGGAGGAAAUAUCCAACAAUUGUAAGAACUUUUCAGAACUCAAAAUUAUGGGCCCGUGUGACAUGUUCUUCGCGCAUACACUUGCAAGUUGCUUGCCAAACUUAAAAGUCUUGAGCCUUCGUUGCUCGAUGCUCUUCAAGGAUGCUCUAUUAAUAAUCUUAGACGGGUUAAAACAUCUUGAAGUGCUUAAUAUUUCCCAUUGCAUCAUUGUAGAAGUCCCGCCACCACCCGCCCCUAGAAAAGUGCUUAAGGAGCUCGAUGAAUCGAUUAUUGAAAAGGCGUCUAGAAUACGCGAGUUCGUGACUUGUAUGGAUGAUUUAUGUGUAAUGUGUAGGAGAACAAGGCUUGAUGAAGGAUUUUUGAGGUGGUAUAAGUAUGAAGAAGGGAUUUGGAAAGAAGAUGAAGUAAGGUCUCUUGCAAUUUGAGUUUAUUAAAAAGUUUAGUGUAGUGGCAAGGUUACCCCUUGUUCUUUAUCUUUCUUUUCAUUUUAAACCCUUUUCUUUUUUAGUUGUAUAUUACCAAGAAUGUAGAGAAGUGAGACAGGAAAGUUUUGUAUAAAGUAUUAGAUGCUAAUUACAAUAGUAGUAUGUUGCUUGAUUAUCUUGAAUAAUCAAUAUCGCAUUGUAAAUAUAAACGCGAUCAUCUUGAUGUUUA
Helianthus annuus (common sunflower) is the source of this 1380-nucleotide messenger RNA. RefSeq names its product F-box/LRR-repeat protein At3g48880. The coding region runs from base 144 to 1151 and encodes 335 amino acids. Lineage: Eukaryota; Viridiplantae; Streptophyta; Magnoliopsida; Asterales; Asteraceae. The record is from RefSeq and is a predicted model, not a curated record. Gene Ontology annotation, molecular function: protein binding. The transcript is spliced from 3 exons.